Tuber melanosporum (Perigord truffle) is the source of this 1067-nucleotide messenger RNA. RefSeq lists its product as uncharacterized. The transcript is spliced from 5 exons. The coding region runs from base 89 to 514 and encodes 141 amino acids. The record is from RefSeq and is a predicted model, not a curated record. Gene Ontology annotation, cellular component: nucleus; TRAPP complex; cytoplasm. Lineage: Eukaryota; Fungi; Ascomycota; Pezizomycetes; Pezizales; Tuberaceae. Gene Ontology annotation, biological process: endoplasmic reticulum to Golgi vesicle-mediated transport.
CAAACACCUCAAAGCUUGCAAACAAGAAACUAUUCGAUUCCACCAAUUUCCCCCCUUGUUACUGCGAGCAACACUUGAGCAUAUCGAAAUGAGCUUCUAUUUUGCUAUUGUCGGCACAAAAGAUAACCCAAUUUAUGAAGCCGAAUUUGGGACCUCAAAGCAAGGUGGCGAUGGCGUAGCUCGAUUCCGCGAAGAGCAACGUUCUAUGAACCAGUUCAUCGUCCACUCGAGCCUUGACAUAGUUGAGGAAGUCCAGUGGGCGACUCCCACAAUGUACAUGAAAUGCGUUGAUAAAUUCAACAAUCUUCAAGUCAGUUGUUUUCUGACCGCCGGAAAUAUCAAAUUUUUAUUGCUCCAUGAUCAGAAAGCGGAUGAUGCAAUUCGUCAGUUCUUCACAGAUGUGUAUGACCUUUACACAAAAACACUUAUGAAUCCAUUCUACGAGGUCGAUAUGAGGAUCACUAGCGGGGUGUUCGAUGGAAAGGUUAAGCAGGCUGCCAAGAAGUACCUGUGAGGAGUUCUUAGUAACAUCUGACGAUUCAUUGACGGUUCAUGGCGUUCUCGGAGCUUAGGUCAAGUUAUAGAUAUGAAAUCGACCAUAUUUGGGAUAUGAUCAACUAUGGGAGCCCAGGUCUCGAUUCUCCUUGAAGCAAGGUUUUAAGCGAUUCAUGUAUUAGAAUACUGGCCUUUUUUUUAAAGUCUCCGGAGUGGGAAAAAAAUAUGUGAUUCAAUUAUAGUGUAACUGAUCCCUUCACGAAGACCAGAAUUUGCAGAAACAAUCAUAACCUGGGCCCAAGUACUGGCAACGCACGUUCCAGAGGCUUUAAAAAACAGUUUGUACGAUGUACGAGUACAGUACACGACAGGAGCUUAAAUACCCAAUCUCCGAUUUAAAACCGACAAAACAUUCGGCAAUUAUACUCACUCAACGAGACCCCUGAUGGUUUAAAAGAUAUUAAGCAUCUUGCUUGGCUACGUUAAUUUAAGCACAAAUCGUAUCCCAUCACCCUUCGUACCCAACCAAGCUAACUCCUUGGUCUUCAGUAUCGCUGCUACUAUCGCUGUCC